AUGUCAUCGAAGAGCUACGGUUUGGAAGCUGCGCCUUCAGCAGGCGAAACGGAGGUGAGCUCAAGUGUAGGAUCUCCCGGGAAGCAGGGAGAACUUGAGCGAGUAGUGGGCUUGGGCCGCGGCUCCGGUCUGUCUGGGUUCUGCGGGAAGAUGUCAGAAAUGUCGUGGGUCCAACGUGCUUUCGAAUACUUACUUAACGGUCCGGCCGACUGGAGAAUCCCUUCAUAUUUUACAGACGAGAUCGACAUUCUGGCUGUCAACGAGGAUUAUGUCGAUCCGAGUCAUUGGCCUCCUUUGGAAGCGGUUGAGAUCCUGACAGAGGCAUAUUUCAAUGCCUCACAAGCCGCUUUUCCCUUUGUCAUACGGGAGCGAUUUCUGGAGCAGGUGCUCACGUUUCAAACCCGUGGAACCUCUACAUGGUGGAGCAAGCGCUCUUGGCUAGCGCUCGCAAACGUUAUAUGGGCGACCAGCGCACGAUGGCUACAGGUGGCGGAGCUAGCUGAGGUGGUGGACCCUAAUAUCCAUCUGCUUUAUUAUGCUCGGGCUCGAGUACUCGGUCUCGACCACCGGGUAAUAAUUGAUCACCCAACCAUCACACAGAUACAGGGACUAGGUGUCCUCAGUUUAUAUCUCCUUACCAAUGGAUCCAUUACGAGGGCGUCGAAUGUCCUUGCUCAGGCCAUUCGACAUGCAACCGCCUUAGGCCUACAUCUCCAUGUGUCCGACCCCGAUGUGAGCGAGGCGGACAUAUUGGAACGUGCUUGGACCUGGAGUUCCUUGUACAGUCUGGAAGUCCUGGUCGCCGAAAUCACAGGCUUACCAAAGUCAAUCAAUCUUUCCGAGCGGAUAUUUCUGGGCCAUUACGAUACAGAGGUCCAAAGCAGUGAUAUCCAGCUCGAUCAAAGUGUUGAGAAUUUUAUACUAGAGACUAGGAGAACGUGGCUCACUUACUUGAGCACCGGCAGGGUCACUUCACAGGACACGCUUAGUGGACUAGCCUCAGCAGAAACAGGGUACAUGCCGAAGCACCUUCCGUCUUUCUACUUCGAACAACGACUUCAGCUUUGUCUCAUCAGCGAUAGGAUCGGCCGAGAAUUAUACAACGACAGCCCACCCAGUACCUGGGUUGAGAUUCAGCGCAGAAUCGCUGCAUUAGAGGUCGAACUGAGGAGUUGGGCUGAAACUUUCAUACACGAUGAUGACCCAAUUGAUCAAGCACCUUCGAGCAUCGACGUGACCCUGAGGCUGAACUUAACAAUGUACUAUCACAGUCUACAAAUGAUCCUUCACCGACCUUGUCUGUGCGAGAUAGUCAUCGCAUCCGAGUCUCAGGAGUCUCAGGAAUUCAACCAAAAUUCAGCACGAGCGUGUAACGGUGGGGCCCUGUCUCUACUAGCAGAUCUACCCGACACGGGUACUGGUCAAGAAGUAUGCCAGCAUCUCCCAUGGUGGAAUCUGCUCCACUAUCUGGUGCAAGCUGCAGCAGUGCUGCUACUGGAGCUGUGCCUCGAAGGUCAACAUUGUGAAGGUCAAGUGGAGGAGAUUUCAAGGUCUUUGCGCAAAGCAAUGGCGUAUAUUGCGCAUAUAGCCACCAGCGGUCUCUCGGCAUAUCGCGUUUGGAGAACUUUUCGUCACCUCUUGUUUGGGCUGUCGUUCAAAUAUAGUAGCAUCGAGCUGCAAAACAUACCCACCGAAAUCGCUCAGCCUUUUAGAUGGAGUGAAGAGAAUGAGAGCGAUUUACGGAGCAUGCUUGCAAGUACGGGACGAGAUCUCCCGAAUAGUUAG
Molecule: messenger RNA, 1785 nt
Organism: Cladophialophora yegresii CBS 114405
Lineage: Eukaryota; Fungi; Ascomycota; Eurotiomycetes; Chaetothyriales; Herpotrichiellaceae
Exons: 3
Coding region: 1-1785 (594 amino acids)
Biological process (GO): DNA-templated transcription
Molecular function (GO): zinc ion binding; DNA binding
Source: RefSeq, a predicted model, not a curated record